This is a messenger RNA of Penicillium egyptiacum, 1134 nucleotides long. NCBI's taxonomy places the organism in Eukaryota, Fungi, Ascomycota, Eurotiomycetes, Eurotiales, Aspergillaceae. The record is from the annotation of a GenBank genome assembly.
AUGGCUCAAGCACCACCCACAUUCACUCCGGACAGCGAACUCGCUGAGCUAGAAACCCCUCGAGGCUCUAAUAAUGGAAGCCUUUCGAUAACGGCGCUGGCUCGAUUCGAGUUUGAGCCUGGCAGGGGUAAUGAUGGCACUAAAAUUCUGAUGAUUGAGUGGGAGGACGACGAUCUCACCCGAUCUGCGAUGGACGGGUCCUGGCAUGUCUCAUGGGCCGGCAAAACUGCUACGAUGCCCACUGAUGAAAGACCGAGUGACAGCCUGCGCCGUUGCUACUUCUUGCUCCCGCCCCAUACUACCAUUCCUCCCGUCGUCACUCUGUCAUAUGAGACCAAGCCCUCGGCUCCGGGGUCGGCUGAUAACAUUGUGCCUGCCCCACCAAGGCCACAGGACACCUUCCAGCUCAAUCCUCUCCCAGCCAUUUUCCCUCCUGAAUUGGGUGCCACAGGACGCACAGCUGGCAAGAAGGGCGUUCUGCAUACUAUUUGGGCAAAGAAACGCCUGCAGGUUCUUGAAAAGGAGAUUGAGGAUGAAUCACGCAACAAUGUCGAAGGAAUCGCGCUGCUUAUGGCAAUUCAGGAGAAGGAAUGGAUAGAGUUGAACUUUGGAGUAGGCUCGCGGGCCGUCGACUCAGUUGACAGUAGCCAUGACUCAUCCUCCGUGUACCCAGCCACGCCGGUGUCGCCUGUCAGCGGCAGGAAGCUGGGUGACAAACUCAAGGGACUGAGGUUGCAAACCAGUGAGAGGGAUCUAUCAGGAAGCGGCUCGCACGGAGCAUCGCUUCUAUCCCCGCAAUCGCCUGAUGUUGCGGUUUCCUCUUUCAGCUCAUUUCGCAACGUCGCCCACCGACACAUACACUCCAUGCCAACGCCUAACACCAAUCCCACCCCUACGCCAAGCUCUCAAAUUAAUCCCUCUGGUCCCGAAGCACUGAAACCUGUUGCACUCUUCCCGCCUGACUUCCUCCAGGGGACUCAGCAAACAAGCGAGCCCACUGGAUUCGCAGCAAUGGGCGCAGCGAUGGGUGCAAUCCCGCCCACUCCGAGCAAUGAUUCCGGCGAGGAAUUGUUCGCCAAGGCACUGAGCCCACGCUCACCGGAUCUUCCCCGCAGCCCGUUUUCAUUCCGUUGA